ACGACGGCGUCUCCCGUUUUGCCUUCGAGGAUGCCGAAGUCGCCCAGAGAAAGUGAGGUCAUGGCUGCUUCGUUAGUAAAUAGUGUCACCCAGGCUCUAGCUAACUUGCUAGACUUAUGGAAUGAAAUGGGCAUGAAGAAAGAACUGCAGCUGGAGCGUAUGCAGGCUGUGAAGGUCCACAUUGAGAAACUGUUGGAGGACAUGAUUGAGGAAGAAAGAAACUUGAAAGAGAAAAUUGAAAAUGAUAUUGAAAUACAGAGGAAGCAGUUGAGUAUCAUCAGAAAUGAACUCAAGCUAGAUUCUUACCAGGUUGAAGAAGGCUUAUCCAUGCUUCAGCUCGAGAGAGAGUUUCGCUUGGCUUUAGAAGCUGCUGUUAAAGAAAAAAGAGGGAGGCUGGAGAAAUUGAAACAGCUGCAGCAAGAAGAUCAGGCACUGUGUACAGAGCUUUGUGCCACCCCCUAUUACAUCCCUACCGGCAGUGUUCCCACUUCCCUGGAGCUGGCAGAACUCGAAGAACAUGUUCAGAAUCUCUUGCAAGUAAAGGAGCAAAGAUUGGAAGAGUUCUUAAAACUGAGAAGAGAAAUCAGACAGUAUAAUAAAGAAAUUGGCCAUAUACCAGAUGGCACACUGGAAAAUGAGAUGCUGCUUGAUGAUGAAGAAUAUAUUUGCCUUACAAAGAAGAAUAUUGAAGAUCUUAAAUCACUUGUUAAUCAGUUGCAGCUCAAGAAAGAAUCCUUGACUGCCAGCCUUGAGACGGUGGCGGAAGAAGUGCAACUUCUGUGGGACAGACUUCAGUGGCCGCAAGAGCAGCAGGAGGACUUUAAAAGAAUCACAAGCAAACGCUCUAUUUCUGAAGCACUAAGGAUGUGGGAAGAACAGUUGCUGAACCUGGAAGAGCUGAAGAAAGAGAAACUGAAGGACCUUAUUUUGAAAGUCAGGCAACAGCUCAAUAGCUACUGGCAAAAGUGUUUCUAUAGUGACGAACAGAGGGCUGCAUUUCAGCCUUUUCAUAAUGACAAUUUCACAGAAGACUUGUUGAGUCAGCAUGACGAGGAACUUCUGAAUAUGAAACUCAAGUAUGAGAAGAACCAGCUUAUGUACACGAGUGUACACAAAUGGGCAACCACAUGGGAGCGUUUCAUUGAAUUGGAGAAAAAAUCGACAGAUCCAAGCAGACUUCUGAACAGAGGAGGUAACUUGCUCAAAGAUGAAAGGGAGCGGUCAAAGAUCCAAAAGCAGUUGUUAAAAUUGAGUGAAGACCUGAAGGAAAGUGUUGAAAGCUGGGAAAGAGAAAAUGGUGCUGACUUCCUCGUCAACAAUGAGAGGCUUUUAGACUCCAUAGCCCAUCAGUUGGAACAUCAUAGGCUUAGAAAAGAUCAGACAAAAGCAUCUGUGAAGAGGGAUGAAUCAGCAGGGCCAAAUUCAGGUGUUAAAAGACCUGCAGGUGUAUAUACGCCGACUCCCAAGAAGAUACGCAAGGAGAAUGGAACUGUACUUAAAUCGAGCAACUGCUGUAAUAUCGCAACCAGAAAUGCUGGCAAACCAUCUGGUCAAAUCAAGACUCCUUCCAAAAGCAUACCUCUAGAUUCCCUGCACCGACCACCAUUGGAAGAGUGCAAGGAAAGCAUACCAGACAGUCAACUUAGCUAUUCAGAUUUCAUGAAAGACCUGUCAGUGAAAUCCAGCAGCAACAGAAUUUUCAAUUCUACGUUAAAGGAGAACUUGAACUGAUGAGCCUUCCUCCACUGGAGCUGAAACAUACCCCGAGGUCCGUUGUAUAAAGGGAUUUAUUUUAAAAAAUUAAGUAUUAAACAUGCAUACAGUGCUUUUGUGUA
Molecule: messenger RNA, 1835 nt
Organism: Gekko japonicus
Lineage: Eukaryota; Metazoa; Chordata; Lepidosauria; Squamata; Gekkonidae
Product: protein regulator of cytokinesis 1-like
Exons: 14
Coding region: 31-1731 (566 amino acids)
Biological process (GO): mitotic spindle midzone assembly; microtubule cytoskeleton organization
Cellular component (GO): cytoplasm; spindle; mitotic spindle midzone
Molecular function (GO): microtubule binding
Source: RefSeq, a predicted model, not a curated record